UGACGGAAUUAAAUCGCUUUCGUGCUUUUAAUUAAAAUUUUCCUUCUGUGAGGCGGUAAAAUCUACUAUAGAGAGAUAUAUCCAUAAUCCUAUAAAAACCAUUAUUGCUAUUUAUUAGUGACAACAAACUAAUCAAAAAUGGGUGAACGUAAGGGCCAGAACCUUUACUAUCCCCCCGACUACGACCCAAAGGUCGGGGGGUUGAACAAAUUCCUGGGCACCCAUGCUUUGAGAGAGCGGGCAAGGAAACUCCACAUGGGUAUCCUUAUCAUCCGUUUUGAAAUGCCAUAUAACAUCUGGUGUGACGGCUGCAACAAUCACAUCGGCAUGGGCGUGCGGUACAACGCAGAGAAGACCAAGAUCGGCAUGUAUUACACUACUCCGGUGUAUCAGUUUAGGAUGAAAUGCCAUCUGUGUGAUAACCAUUUUGAAAUCAAAACAGACCCUGGGAACUUAGACUAUGUGAUAGUAUCAGGUGCAAGACGGCAGGAGAACAGGUGGGACCCCACAGAGAAUGGCCAGAUUGUCCCGGAGACAAAGGAAACACAGAAGAAGCUGUUUGAUGAUGCUAUGUUCCGCUUGGAACACAAAACAGGUGAUGAAGACACAGCUAAGCAGGACAAGCCGCGGCUCGGCCGGCUGGUGGGCAGGAACGAGUCCGUCUGGAAGGAUGACUAUGAAGCUAACUGCUCACUCAGGAGGAAUUUCAGAAAACGACGAAAAGAACUCGAAGAAUCCGCGGUCAACGACAGCCUGCUCCUCGCCAGAUCAUCUCUAGACAUCAACCUCCUACCAGAAUCAGAAGAAGACCGUCACAUGGCGACCCUGCUCUCACUCCGACCUUCAAAAAGUAUUGAAGAGAAACAAACUUCGACAAGAACUAAAAUACUCAACAGUCCAGCUUUACCAAGCUCUAGUGGGCUGAUAACUAGUUUUGGAGGGUUGAAGAAAGAGGAAUCUUUGAGUAAGAAUGCGAGUUUGACUAGAAAUGCGCUGGGGAUUAUGAUUAAAAAGAAAAGGGUUGAAAAUAGUGUUAACAUGGAGACAAAAGGUGAAAAUAGUGAUGUGAAUGUGGAGGAAAAAGUUGAAAGUGAUGUUGACAAGUCAACUAAAGAACAGAAAGAUACUGAAAUGAUAUCAAAUGAAAUCAAUGUUGGAAAUGCUGCAUUGACUAAAAAUGAGACUAUAAAAGAUAAAGCAGAGGAUAAACUUGAUUCUCUAAAAGGAGAAAUGUAUGCCACAAAUCAGAUUAUAAGUAAGGAUGUUGAAGAGAUAAAUAAUGUAAAUUGUGAAAUAUUUAAAGAUAGGAAAGAAAGUGAAGUUAAAGUUGGAGAUGAAGAAAUUAAAACUAAUUUAGAAAACGUAAAAGAUGUGAAAGUAUCUUUGGUGGGUGAUUAUAGUUCGAGUGGUGAUGGUGACUCAGAUUGAAAGAAACUUUCUUCAAACAUAUAAAGAUAUACAUAAUAGACAGUUAUAUUUGUAAUGCUUGAAUAUCACAAAAUGCGUAACUUAUAUAUUUUUACAAUUA
Molecule: messenger RNA, 1528 nt
Organism: Cydia splendana
Lineage: Eukaryota; Metazoa; Arthropoda; Insecta; Lepidoptera; Tortricidae
Product: coiled-coil domain-containing protein 130 homolog
Exons: 5
Coding region: 139-1428 (429 amino acids)
Biological process (GO): mRNA splicing, via spliceosome
Cellular component (GO): post-mRNA release spliceosomal complex; U2-type spliceosomal complex
Source: RefSeq, a predicted model, not a curated record